Carica papaya (papaya) is the source of this 3668-nucleotide messenger RNA. Lineage: Eukaryota; Viridiplantae; Streptophyta; Magnoliopsida; Brassicales; Caricaceae. The record is from RefSeq and is a predicted model, not a curated record.
AUUCAAUAUCAACCAAAUAUAGGAUAUAUGAUUUAUUUGAUACAUAUUCCAACUUAGUAAAUUGGAUCAACCAAACAACAUAAUGUGAACAUAAGUACGUUACAACUUUAUUUUGUUCUUACAAAAUCUCUAUUCCAUUCCAUAUUUGUUUGAUUCAACAAACCUAUCAUGCUGUAAUAUCUUUUGUGACAAGUAAAGAAGAUUAUAAUUACAUAGACAUCUCAAGUCUUAAUUUUUCGAUCCUUCCAUUCUAAGGUUUUCCUCUUCUGUGUCAUUUGCUUUUCUGCUUAUACUAUUUAGAUUCUUCAGUUCAUUGCAUAGCUAAGUUCUCAAAAUUGCUAAUUAUUUAAUUCUUUGUUCUGGAACUUGUGCUCUAGUUUGUGCAGAAAAAUUAUUGCUGUUUGUACUAUAAUGAUUUCUUGAGGAAUCCCUUGUUUAUAUACAACAGUACAGCCCAUAUUCUUUCAGAUCUGUUACUGCCUUUACUUAUGGCUUUAAAUUUAAAGUUUGGGCUGUGAGUGCUCGUAUUCCUAGUGGUUAGAAGUUUUCUAUAGAAAGAGAGCAAACUGUAAUGAGUGGAAACUGUCCCUUGGUCAUUUUUUGACAGCAUUCUAAAUGUAUAACAAUGUUUAAAUGUACAUGACAAUAUAACCUGAAGCAGUUCUGAAUUUAUGCAAAUUCAUGUUAUCUCUUUUAUUCGGACUUGUAAGCUUAUGAAUGUUAUUUUGCAUAUGCUUCUUUUUGUCUGGCUUUGUCAAUGGGUUGAAAAGAAGGUUAUUUAAUUGGUCUGGCAGGGCCAAUAUUGUUGCCCUUCCAUGCAGCAUUUUUUCAGAGCUGAUUCCUGUCCUGUAUAUAAACAGGCUAGUCUUCAAGUAGCAAUAUUUAUAUUAUCUAAAAGUAAAACCAAUCUAAAUGUACAACCAACCUUUUCUUUUGUAGCAUUUAAGAGUGAACAACUGAAUACACUUACCGAAGUGAGGCAGUGUGCUCUUAAGAUGAUUGCAUUUAGUCUCGAGUGAAACUUAUGAUGGCCUUUAUCGUCCAAGCAAAAAAAGGAAUGCAACCAUCCAGCUGUUCGCAAAAAAGUUGGAAUUUAUGUACACUGCAUCUCUACACGUGGCAUUUGCAUCCAUGUGAAGCAUGCAUACGUUACUGAUUGUCCAACAUUUUGACUGCAGCAACGUUCGUUGAAAUCAAGGCAUUAGUUUGCUUAUCAUUAUUCUUUUAACUGAAGGUUUGCAUGUGCUGCCUUAGUUCCCUGAAGAAGCAAGGCUCGUAAUCGUCAGGGCCUGUUUUUCUCCUGACAAUUUUGACGUGAUGACAAGAGCACAGAUAUGGAGCAAAUGACUUCCUGGCAAGCAAAGACAAUAAGCAACUUUACAAACAGAAGUAAAGCCAUUUAUUACCAGGCACCUUCUAUCUUGAUGGAGUAGCUUCGGAGAUUUUAAGUCAAGAAUGUCCAAUUAGAACACCACAAUGGCUUCAAUCUGUGAAAAUGGUUUACUAGUUAGUGGCUGGUACAUCUUCUCAUGUGAAGGAAGCUUGCCUGCAUUCCUACAGGCUUCUAGCUUUGCAUGCUAAAAUGGGGAAUGGUAUUAGCAGUUUGAAGAUUGUUGGAUGUGAAGUCGGCAACGAUUUUCUACCCAUGCAGUGAAAGAUGGGAAGCUGCUAGUACAAUGUUUCUCCAAGUCUUAAUGUCAAUCAUCUACAACAUGAGAAGAUGACUGAAAAAUAUUGUUCAGCUCAGAAUCUACACUUUGUGCAACAUGAUUGUGUUAUUUUAUUGGCAGACUUUCCCUAUAAUACCCCGCGCACACGGGGAAAAACAAGCAAUUUGAGUGAGUGGAAAAAAAGUAGAUAGUCUUUCCGUAUCAACAUUCACCGUGGGACCCACAACGCGCUGCCAUGUGGACCCAACUCCAUACAGAGUUUCAUCCCAGCCGUUGAUUUCUUCGCCAAUUUAAAUAAAUAGGGUUUGCGGCUCUGGGACCCUCAUUCACUUUGGUAGGGCUCGCAAAGAGGAUAAGUUGUGGGGUAUUUCGCCUUCCUUAGGUUUGCGAAACGACUCGAAAGCCAGUCAACAUGUUCUUCGAAUAUUAUAAUUAGGGUUCCGGAAGAUUUUCUUCUCUUUCAAUUUUCUGAUAACUUCUGGCUUUAUUAUGAUAAAGUCUCGUUAAUCUUUUGGUUUUUGGUUCAACAUGGAGGCGAAUCAAGAAGGCCGGGCGAUACAGGAAAUUGAUGAAAACGUGAUCAUCAGAAGCCACAACAACGAGGAAGAAAGCAACGAACUAACAGGGUACCAGCAAGAACCAGGGAUUGCUAUGAAGGAAGAAGAGCUAUCCGACUCAGAGCACCAAGAAUUGGACGACUCCUCUCUCCCAGCCGCUCUCGUUCCGGUCAUGUCGAAGUCAAUUAACCGGGCCGUGGGGACCAAACGUCCGUCAAAAGACCGCCACACCAAGGUUGAGGGCCGUGGCCGUAGGAUCCGAAUGCCUGCGACCUGUGCCGCGAGGAUCUUUCAACUGACUCGAGAGCUGGGUCACAAAUCCGAUGGCGAGACGAUCAGGUGGCUGCUGGAGCACGCAGAGCCCGCCAUUAUCCAAGCUACUGGAACCGGCACCAUCCCUGCAAUUGCGGUUUCAGUGAACGGAACUCUGAAGAUCCCAACUACUUCUCCGGCCAAGGAACAAGGCGGUGGGGAAUUUGCUAGAAAGCGGAGGAAGAGAGCGGCUAACAGCGACUUCAUUGAUGUCAAUGAGCACUGUGCUCACCCCAACUCGGUUUCUUCAGGGCUCGCACCCAUCAAUACCCCUGCUAUGACAUGUGCUGGAGUUAAUGUGAAUGUCAGCCCACAAGGGCUUGUCCCUUUAUGGCCUAUGGGCACUUUUUUGUUGCCCCCACAGUCUGGCGUUGGUGGGGCUGCCAUUGCUGGGUCCAGUCAGACGCAAUUGUGGGCAAUCCCUGCCGCUGCUACACCCUUUUUCAAUGUUGCUGCCAGACCCAUAGCUAAUUUCGUCUCCGCUAUGCAGCCAGGUGGUGCUGGGGUUUCACUAGAAGCAGUGCAUGUUGGUGCUAGCAGUGGCGCUAUGGGGUCAAGUCUCGCUGCCAGUUCAAGCUCUGGUGCGACAAGUAAUGGUUCUACCACCGGUGGAAGCAGUAGUAGUACUAGCGCUGCUGCUGCUAAUAGUACUAGCACUACACAGAUGCUUAGGGACUUUUCUUUGGAGAUUUAUGAUAAGCGAGAGCUUCAAUUCUUGGGUCGUCCUGCAAAUCAGGAGACGUCUUGUUCAAAGCCCUAGAUUUUGACUAGAAGGAGGAUGAAGAUGAUGGGAUAUACAGUAAACAGUUAGGGUUGAUGCUAGGGUUUUAGAACUUUUUUUUUUUCCUGGUUUUUUUCCUGUAAUUCAAGUGAAGAAAAAGAAAACAGAUACAGAACAGUUUUUCGUUUUAUCUGGAAGAUGAUGAUUAUCUGUAUUUUAUAAUUUUAUAGGUUCAAGGCCUCGUGUCUUUUUUUUUUUUUUUAAUUUUCUUAAUUAUUAUUAUCUUUAACUUCUCCCUCCGGUGGAAGGAGUAAAAGGGUUUGCUUUUUGUGAAUAUAAGGGUGGGUCCCGUUGAUGACUCAUGUCUGACGUGGAUUCCCACGUGGAAGGCGGGUCCCAUUUUGGGGA